This is a messenger RNA of Teleopsis dalmanni, 990 nucleotides long. Its product is annotated as odorant receptor 7a-like. The coding region runs from base 1 to 990 and encodes 329 amino acids. The record is from RefSeq and is a predicted model, not a curated record. Gene Ontology annotation, molecular function: olfactory receptor activity; odorant binding. The transcript has 5 exons. NCBI's taxonomy places the organism in Eukaryota, Metazoa, Arthropoda, Insecta, Diptera, Diopsidae. Gene Ontology annotation, cellular component: plasma membrane. Gene Ontology annotation, biological process: detection of chemical stimulus involved in sensory perception of smell; sensory perception of smell.
AUGGCAUUUAUGUUACCUCGAUUGUAUGAUGCACAUAAAUUAUUGGAACACAUGGAUCGACGCUGUCAGGAGGAGGAUGAAAUUGCUGAAUUACAUAAAAUUGUGCGUUAUUCGACAAGUACCUUAAUUGGUGCUGUAUUGGCAGGUCAUGUACCUUAUUCUAUGUAUUUGCCUUUUUUUGAUUGGCAACAAUCAAAACUGGAAUUAAUUUUUGUCACAAUAAUUCAAUACAUUUUAAUAAACAUUGCUGGUUUGCAUCAGAUAUGCGAUGAUACCUAUCCUGUAAUUUAUAUCGGUAUUUUACGAGCUCAUCUUCAAAUUCUAUUAAUACGUGUACAAAAACUACAAUCACUUGGUAAUGCAGAUGUAGAAGAUAAUUUGAAAAAAUUAAAAAUUGUUAUAAAAGAUCACAAACAUUUAAUCGAACUCUACAACAUCAUAGCGCCUGUCAUAUCCUUAACGACUUUUGUGCAGUUUUUCUUUACCGCCGCUAUUUUAUCAACGACUCUGAUUAAUGUCACUAUCUAUACAACAGAAUUAUCCGGACGAGUAGGCUGCCUCUUUUACAUCAUUGCCGCCAUUGUACAAAUUUUUCCUCUUUGCUAUUUUGCCACUGGACUUACUGUAGAUUUCAGCAAAGUGACGAAUGAAAUCUUCCACACCAAUUGGUUUGAUCAGGAUAAGGACUAUAAACAAACCCUGGUAUUUUUCAUGCAACGUUCACAGCUCAAAAUGGAACUAAAAGCAGAAAAUUUCUUUCCAAUAACGUUGGAUAGUUUCGUCAAUUUAAAUGGUUCCGUAAAACCAGUGCCACCUCCACGCGAUCAUUUGCGUGUCGAAAAAGAUGGUCGCUUGAUUAAUCAUCGUUCACCAGCGCCGCCACAAUUGCCCGAUCGACGCAUGGGAAACAAUGCGCAACCGCAGCAAAUUGCACAAAUUGUGGAACCAACAUUAGAACAAUUGGAUAGUAUCAAAAAAUAUCAGCAAUAA